Messenger RNA from Dermacentor silvarum, 2933 nucleotides. RefSeq names its product poly [ADP-ribose] polymerase 2. Gene Ontology annotation, molecular function: NAD+ poly-ADP-ribosyltransferase activity. Bases 120 to 2060 code for a protein of 646 amino acids. The record is from RefSeq and is a predicted model, not a curated record. NCBI's taxonomy places the organism in Eukaryota, Metazoa, Arthropoda, Arachnida, Ixodida, Ixodidae. The transcript is spliced from 13 exons.
GCGCAAACGCGAGUACUUGGCGCCAAGUGUGUCUGAAUGCGAACUAAAAUACUGUCGUCGGCACCGUCCUUGUUCAAGUUCUGCAACUGCUUGUCGUGUUUGAUCGUCGUGGUUUGACGAUGCCGAAGCGUCGUGAGGAGGCUGAACCGACGCGGAGCACUCCACGGAAGUCGCCGGUCGUUAUUACAAUAAGUUCGGAUUCAGAACAUGGUGACAGCAAUGACGAUCUGUCACCGGUGGGUAUUGCCAGUGACAGCGACGACGAUCUGCCACCGGUGGGCCAGGCACCAAACCAAACCAAACUUGCCAGUGACAGCGACGACGAUCUGCCACCGGUGGGCCAGGCACCAAACCAAACCAAACUUGCCAGUGACAGCGACGACGAUCUGCCACCGGUGGGCCUUGCCAGUGACAGCGACGACGAGUUCCCUAUUUUCCACCCCGAUGGGCGCCUCGAAUUCCCCCACAAAUCUGGCAAGAGAGGAAGAACUGCAAAGUUAGAGACCAUUUCCGAGGAAGCAGCUGCAGGAACCAGUGCACCAGUUACAAUACGACUUCCCUCCGUGGAUCCACAGUGUGCCAAACAGUUAAUUGCACCAACCAUCUAUGGCGACUGUGGGGCCUUCUAUAAUGUUGUACUGAACCAGUCUUGCCUCCAAAGGAACCGGAACAAAUUUUAUAAUAUGCAGCUGGUGCAGGAUGUGUACAAUGACCAUUACUAUGUAUGGUUCCGCUGGGGCCGUGUUGGAGAAAAGGGAGCAACAAAAUUGAUCCCCUGUGAGAAUGACAUCCUGAAAGCAAAGUUGCUGUUUGAAGAAAAAUUCUACUUGAAAACUGGCAACGAGUGGUCAGUAUGGGCCGCUGAUAUUAAAUUCACAAAGCAGAAGGGGAAGUAUGACUAUGCUCAAAGUGGACUACAGUGGUCCUGUAAGUACAUUCAUGCCACUGAGUCCCAUGGAGACAAUAUUGACCAUCUUGUUGAGGAUAUUGCCAAGAAUGCUGGCAAAAGCAAGCUUGAACCCAGCUUGCAGCAUCUCAUGCAUCUCAUAUGCGAUGUGAAGACAAUGAAAAAAAAUCUUGUUGCCAUGCAGUUUGAUGUGGAAAAAAUGCCCCUGGGCAGGCUCACGAAGGAGCAGAUUCAAGCAGGCUAUGAGGCACUUCACAAAAUUGAAGAUUGCAUUAACAAGGAUUGCCCUAAAAGUCAACUCAUGAAUGCCUGUAGUGAAUUUUACACCUGUGUUCCUCAUUCGUUUUCGCGAAGGCAAAGGCCUGAGAUGAUUUGUACAAAUGAACAGGUACAAGAGAAGGUGAAGCUGCUGGAGGCUUUGGAGGAUAUCCACACAUCCUUGGAGCUUUUCAAGAAGGAGCUUGCGAUCAAGAAUCAGAACCCCAUCGACCGUCUUUACAGAUCACUCAAUUGUGGAUUGAUUGAAUUGGACUCCAUGGAAAGCGAUUACAAGCUCAUUCAUCUGGCCAUUAGAAAUACCCAUGGAUCAACACAUGUUGGCUACCGGCUGGUUUUGCAGAAGGUGUUUCGAAUCGAGAAGGCAUCCUGCAAUGAGCGCUUCGUCUCUGUUGGAAACCAUGUAAUGCUGUGGCACGGCUCACGGUGCUCAAACUUCACGGGCAUUCUGAGCAAAGGACUGUGCAUUGCCCCCCCGCAUGUCCCGGCCAAUGGCUACAUGUUUGGCAAAGGUGUCUACUUUGCUGACUGUGUCAGCAAGAGUGCAAACUAUUGUUACCGGCAACCAGAGGAAGAAGGGCUGCUUCUUCUUUGUGAGGUGUCACUGGGAAAUGUCAAGGAAGAAACUUACACCAAGUCAUAUGACAAGUUGCCACAUGGAAUAAACAGUGUAAUGGGCCGUGGCGCAAACAUUCCACAGGACGCUGGGUAUGCCACAAUGUCAAAUGGAGUCAGGCUGGCAUGUGGGAAGCUGAUAAGGCGCAAACCGUUAGAUACCGUCCUUUUGUAUAAUGAGUAUAUUGUGUAUAACACUAAUCAGGUGAAGAUGACAUACCUCGUUAAGGUGAAAUUUGAAAAAGAGAGUGCCCAAAAAUAACCACGUACAGCACACAUAUUUUCCCACUGUUUUCAACUGUGAUAAUUAUUGCUCUUUGUGCAUUGGCCUUUCAGGUGCAGCCUGCAGAAGUGUGUUUUUAAUCCUUUUCUCUCCGCCGUUAAAUUUUUUUUUUUUUUUUGUGCAAUAUCUGAAAAAGUCCAGAGCAUUUCUCACUAUGUAAAAGAUACUCCAGUCAUUUUGUCAUGUCUUGUAAAGCAUUUACUGAUGUGCAAAGUUCACAUUCAAGAAUUUUAAAAAACUAUUUAUUCACAUUGCGAAACUGUUUUACACUUAAGUGUGUUUUCCCUUUUGUAUUUUAAGGUUCCCUUUUGUAUUUUAAGGUCUUUUAAUGCCUAAAAUUAAAAAGUACUGUUUGACAAGCAAGGAUAGCAUGCCCAUUACAUCAUAUUUUUUAUAAUCUUCAUUUGUGUUGGCGUGUUCAUAUUUUUCAUUUGUGUGUUGACGUGUUCAUUUGUGUUGUGUGAUACCAUGUUUGUAAAAAGCAUCCUUAUAGAUGACUCCUGCUACAUAUGUAACGGGUAAAACAAAUUUUUGAUGGUUAUAUAUGUGCACAUUGAAGUGCUGCAUGUUGCCAUCUGUUGUUCCACAUUUUCUGUUUGAGUUUAUGAAUAAAAAUUUUUCUUUACAUUUUUAGUGCAAAAUCGGGCCUUGUAUGUGGUGGUGUCUGCUGUGAAAGUCGGGAGACUGACUUCCAAUGCAUAUUGGCUUAUACUUCUAUCCAUGUUUGGCAAUCAGCAGUGUUUUCCAAUAAGAUAAAAAAGAAACAUUACAGCAGAACCCAUCUGGCGAUGAAUGUCGAUGUUAGUGCUAUUAGCAUUGAAGCAGUGUAGCGACACACCGUAAUGCCACUGC